Drosophila subobscura is the source of this 3306-nucleotide messenger RNA. RefSeq lists its product as uncharacterized. The coding region runs from base 63 to 3194 and encodes 1043 amino acids. Gene Ontology annotation, molecular function: oxidoreductase activity, acting on paired donors, with incorporation or reduction of molecular oxygen; iron ion binding; heme binding. The transcript has 9 exons. NCBI's taxonomy places the organism in Eukaryota, Metazoa, Arthropoda, Insecta, Diptera, Drosophilidae. The record is from RefSeq and is a predicted model, not a curated record.
GCCAAGUGGCACAUUGGAUUACGGUCUUGGUCGCACAGUUCGCUUGCACUUGUGGCUGCACAAUGAUCGCUUUCGCUUUGUUCCUGCUGGCGCUUGCUUCCCUCCUUGCGUGGGAUUUUCUGUGGCGCAAGCGGCGCAACGAUAUGCUGCACUAUAUGCCAGGUCCGCGUGGACUGCCGCUGCUUGGCAAUGUGCUCAUGUAUCGCGGCCUCGAUGCCGAACAGAUCAUGGGAUUUGUGUGCAAAAAUCGCAGCAAGUACGGUUCGCUGUACAAAGUGUGGGUGCUCAAUCAGUUGGCUGUUUUCUCCACGGAUCCGCGCGACAUCGAGUUCAUUCUGAGCAGCCAGCAGCACAUUGCCAAGAACAAUCUGUACGAGCUGCUGCACUGCUGGCUGGGCACGGGCCUGCUCAUGAGCACUGGCAGGAAGUGGCACGCGCGCCGCAAGAUUAUCACGCCCACGUUUCACUUCAAGAUCCUCGAACAGUUUGUGGAGAUUUUCGAUCAGCAGAGCGCCAUUAUGGUGGAGCAAUUGCAGCAGCGGGCGGAUGGUAGAACGGCCAUCAAUAUUUUUCCUGUGGUUUGUUUGCUGGCGCUGGACAUCAUCGCAGAAACCGCAAUGGGCAGCAAAAUCCAGGCACAAAUGAGUCCCAAUCUGCCCUAUGUCCAGGCUGUCACGGAGGUAACCAACAUCAUGACCACCAGAUUCAUUCACGCCUGGCAGCGCAUCGAUUGGCUUUUCCGUUUGCUCAAGCCGGGCAUGGCCAAGCGGCAGGAUGUCGCCAUUAAGGUGAUGCAUGACUUCACCGAGGGCAUCAUUAAGCAGCGUCGCCAGGCGCUCGUCAGCGGCGGGCAGCAGGCGGAGGAGCAGCAGCAGCAAACGAAUGAACUCGGACAGAAGCGUCGCAUGGCGCUGCUGGAUGUGCUGCUGCAGUCGAGCGUCGAUGGUGCGCCACUCAGCAACGAUGACAUACGCGAGGAGGUGGACACGUUCAUGUUCGAGGGCCAUGACACCACCACCUCCGCCAUCUCCUUCUGCCUGUACGAGAUCUCGCGUCAUCCGCAGGUGCAGCAGCGUCUGCUGCAGGAGAUACACGAGGUGCUGGGCCAACGCCGACAGCGGGCGGUCACCCUGCGCGAUCUGGGUGAGCUCAAGUAUCUGGAGAAUGUGAUUAAGGAGUCGCUGCGGCUGCAUCCGCCCGUGCCCAUGAUUGGCCGCUGGUUCAACGAAGAUGUGGAGAUACGUGGCAAGCGCAUUCCAGCCGGCACCAACUACACCAUUGGCAUCUUUGUUCUGCUGCGCGAUCCCGAGUAUUUCGAGUCCCCCGAUGAGUUCAAGCCGGAACGCUUUGACAGCCCCUCGCCCCAGACGAGUCAUCCCUAUGCCUAUAUUCCCUUCUCGGCGGGUCCGCGCAACUGCAUUGGCCAGAAGUUUGCCCUGCUGGAGAUGAAGAGCACCAUCAGCAAGCUGCUGCGACACUUUGAGCUGCUGCCCCUGGGUCCCGAGCCACGACCCGCCAUGAAUAUUGUUUUGCGCUCGGCCAACGGUGUGCAUUUGGGCCUACAGCCACUGGUGGACUUUUUGAACCCGUUUACUUUAUGUAAUUGCCCCCACAGCAACGAUACAAAAACCAAAGUGCACGGACACACGCGUCCACAAAUAGUUAUCCAAGUGCCAGUUCAAGUGUUCCCUGAUAAGACCAUGCUGUUAGCACUGCUGCUGACCCUGACGCUGACCCUCAUUGUGGUGUGGCUGCUGCAGCUGGCAAUGCGUGAGCUGAAGCAUCCGCUGAGAGGGUUGGUGCCCAGCGUCUCGCAAGUGCCGUUAGUCGGUGCCGCCUGGCAGAUGCGCAGCUUUCAGCCAGACAAUCUCCAUGAGAAGUUCUCGGAGUAUGUGCAGCGUUUUGGUCGCAGCUUCAUGGCCACCGUGUGGGGCCAGGUGAUUGUGGUCACCGCCGAGCCACGCCAUGUGGAUGCGCUGCUGCACAGCCAGGAGCAGCUGCGCAAGAGCAGCAUCUAUGGCGCGCUACGCGGCUGGCUGGGCAAUGGCCUGCUGCUCAGCCGUGGCGAGCAGUGGCACGGCAUGCGCAAGAUCAUAACGCCCACGUUUCACUUUAGCAUAUUGGAGCAGUUCGUGGAGGUGUUUGACAGACAGAGCCAGCGGCUGGUGGAGCGACUGCAGCCAGUGGCGAAGGAUGGCCGAGAGCCGAUCAAUAUUUAUCCGUUUGUGGGCCUGGCAGCGCUCGACAUCAUCACGGAAACGGCCAUGGGCGUGUGUGUGGAUGCACAGCUCGAUGCGGAGUCGCCUGUGGUGCAGGCUGUUAGAGCGGUGACAAACACUUUGGCCACGCGCUUCAUGCGUCCGCAUUUGCUGCCGCCGCUGCUGUUUCGGCUGUGCUGGCCCAGCGGCUAUCGGAAGCAGCGUGAGGGCAUACAGUGCCUGCAUCAGUUCACGGAUCACAUCAUCGAACAGCGACGCCAGCUGCUGCGGCGGGAGAGCGAAAGUGCAGCGGAUGGGCAGCGGAACAGUCGCAAUGCCUUGCUGGACACACUGCUGAGGGCGCGUGCGGUGGAUGGGCAGCCGCUGACGGAUAAGCAAAUACGCGACGAGGUGAACACGUUCAUCUUCGAGGGUCACGACACCACCACAUCGGCCGUGUCCUUUUGCUUGUACCUGUUGUCGCGGCAUGCGGACGUCCAGCAGCGGCUGUUCGAUGAGCUGCUGGCGCACUUUGGCCGAUAUUUGGAUCGUUGCGUGGUGUAUGCGGAUUUUGCCGCUUUGCCGUAUCUGAAUUGUGUGGUCAGGGAGGCACUGCGUCUGUAUCCGCCCAUUCCGGCUGUGGGACGUUGCCUGGAAACGGAUUUGACAGUGGUAGGUGGCCGCAUACCAGCGGGAACGAAUGUCAUUCUGCUGCUCUGGCAACUGCUGCGGGAUGAGACGCUCUUCGCAGAUCCACUGCUCUUUCAGCCGGAGCGACAGCUGGGCAAGGGCGCCUACAGCAAUAUUCCUUUCAGUGCGGGUCCGCGUAAUUGCAUUGGCCAGAAGUUCGCCCUGUUUGAGGUCAAGACUGUGGUCAUUAAGCUGCUUAUACAGUUUGUGCUGCUGCCCCUCGGACCGGAUGUGCAGCCCUCCAUUAAGAUCGUUUUACGCUCCAGAAAUGGCGUCAAUUUGGGACUCAGGCAGCGCCAGUAUUGAAUCAGCUGAUUUGUGUUUCAAAAACUCGCUAGAGCACCGCGCUAUUAUCGAUAUUUGUAUCGAUAUAUUACCAAAAAUCUACUUAAUUGCAAUAAAGUUAGUUUAACUGAAA